UUUAUUUCUAGAAAAAACAAAUGGCGUUCUCUUUAGGAGCUUACGCCACUCCGUUAAUGUGCAAACUCGGCGCCGAUCUCGACGGGCACGCGCAGGACGCGGCGUUCGUGAGACGCGCCGCCGACUUAGCAGACAAAUCGGCAGGGUUCACCUCGCCGCACCCGAACUUCGGCUGCGUGAUCGCUACUUCCACCGGCAAGGUCGCGGGAGAGGGAUAUCUGUACGCGCAGGGGACGAAACCGGCCGAGGUGCUGGCCGUGGAAGCCGGAGGUGAGUGGUGUAGAAGCGCUACCGCGUAUCUCAACCUGGAGCCCGGAGAUUGCCACGGCGACCACACUGCGGUUUCAGCUCUCGUUCAAGCAGGAAUUACAAGAGUUGUUGUUGGGAUCAGGAAUCCUUUACAGCAUCUUAGAGGCAAUGCUGUACGUGCAUUAAGAAGUCAAGGGCUGCAGGUUCAUGUUCUUGGAGAGGAUUUACAAAGUAAAAUUAUAGAGGAAGCUCGAAAAUCAUGCCUACUUGUCAAUGCUCCUUUGAUCCAUAGAGCUACUUCACUAGUUCCCUUUUCUGUUCUCAAGUAUGCUAUGACCCUUGAUGGGAAAAUUGCUGCUAGUAGUGGGCAUGCAGCAUGGAUAAGCAGCAAAAAGUCUAGGGACCGAGUUUUUGAAUUGCGGGGUCGAAGUGAUGCCAUUGUAGUUGGUGGAAAUACUGUUCGUAGGGACAAUCCUCGGCUAACUGCAAGACAUGGAGGUGGGCAUAUGCCGAUGCGAAUUGUAUUGACGCAAUCUCUAAAUCUUCCUGAGAAAGCAAACCUUUGGGAUGUUUCCGAUGUAUCUACCAUAGUUGUAACACAAAGGGGAGCGAGGAGGGACUUUCAGAAAUUUCUUGCAUCUGAAGGAGUUGAAGUAGUGGAGUUUGACAUCUUGAAUCCUAGAGAUGUUAUGGAAUAUUUUCAUGACCGUGGGUAUCUUUCUAUUUUGUGGGAGUGUGGAGGAAAACUGGCUGCAUCUGCUAUCUCAUCUGGAGUAAUACACAAGGUUUUUGCUUUUGUUGCCCCCAAAAUUAUUGGAGGAAAAAAUGCACCAACUCCGGUGGGUGAGCUUGGGAUGGUUGAGAUGUCACAGGCAUUAGAUUUAACUGACGUUUGCUAUGAGCAGGUUGGACCUGACAUGCUCGUUAGUGGAUUUCUUCAGCCCGUACCAGACCUAACUCCUGUCAUCCCAUCUGUGGAUGAAACUUUUGCAAUUGAUCCUUCCGUCACUCCUUACGAAUCAAGCAUCAUAUCCUUCUACAAGACAUGGGAUCCUUAUGGUUCUUUUUCGAAUUUUUCUCCACAUCCAAUUCAAAUGCCAGAUAAUGGUGUUGAUUACGUCACUUGGUCAGGUGUAGAACAUUACUAUCAGGCGCAGAAGUUUGUUGGUGUGAAUGACCCUGCAGCACUAGAUUGUAUUGAAAAAAUAAAAGCUGUGAGAAGUCCAGAGGAAGCAGCAAGAAUAGGAAGGUGGAUGCAGAGGCACCGUCCUGAUCUGGUGAGAAGUGAUUGGGAAAGUGUGAAGAUAGAUGUUAUGUACAAGGCACUGAAAUGCAAAUUCUCAAUUUAUCCUCAUUUGAACUCCAUGCUUCUCUCAACUGCUGGCUCCAUUCUUGUUGAAGCUUCACCACAUGAUCUUUUCUGGGGUGGCGGCCGUGAGGGCGAAGGCCUAAACUAUCUGGGCAGGCUGCUGAUGCAGUUGAGAUCAGAGUUUCUCGGUGAGUUUUCUUCAUCGACCGAAGAAAUCAAUUGAUUAAUGACCGAUAUAAACAUCUUUCAUUGUUUUUUUGUUAUCGAAUAAUACUAUGUAUCUCAAGUUUGUAUCCCGAUUUUUAGAUCUCAGAUGAUUCUAGAUACGUAUGUCGGAUAUGUAAAACAUCAUUUCAUAAUCAAAAUUUUGUCGUAAUUUGUUC
Molecule: messenger RNA, 1941 nt
Organism: Pistacia vera
Lineage: Eukaryota; Viridiplantae; Streptophyta; Magnoliopsida; Sapindales; Anacardiaceae
Product: riboflavin biosynthesis protein PYRR, chloroplastic
Exons: 9
Coding region: 21-1781 (586 amino acids)
Biological process (GO): riboflavin biosynthetic process
Molecular function (GO): 5-amino-6-(5-phosphoribosylamino)uracil reductase activity; NADP binding; diaminohydroxyphosphoribosylaminopyrimidine deaminase activity
Source: RefSeq, a predicted model, not a curated record